CAGGUGUGGUGUUCUUUCCCAUGCGUUGGGCGCUUCAACAAAAGUUUAAUCUGCCUAUGAUGGGUAUACAUAAGCCCGUUGCAGGGUAUGUUACCAUACUAGAGAAUUUUAGUUUGUGCUGAAAAAAACAGUCAUUGUCUUAGUUCGAUAAGAAGACCCUUGCUAUUGUUUAAGUGCUACUAUAUAAACCCAAAUAUAAUUUUUGGUGUGUGUAGUAAUCGGAUCAUUCUAAGAAGAAAUGUAAUAAUCCUUGAGUUUUUUUUACUAUAAUGAUAUAUUAUAUACAUUUCUUAUCCAAGCGACCCAAAUAUCACACAUAAACCAUAUAUUUUGAGUUAGUGGCACUUCAAAUAUAUACUGUAGCGUCAUCCGAUAUAAUAAUUUUUAUUUUUAAAAUCGCUUUUAAUGGGAAACGUUUUCUUGUGAAAUUUUUGGUCACUCGCAUGCAUGCUCAUGUUUUUUCAAAUUAUGUUUCAAAGUUCAAACCAUUCUAUAUAUUACAAUUAGUUAUAUAUACAAACAUUUUAGAUUCAUAAAUCAUCUAGUGCCGAAAGUUUACGACCUCUUUAAAGCAAUGUCUCCAGACGCUCCUGUAUACCGUGGCAACUGGGCUUUGUUUCAUGACCUGGAUGGGGCUCUUGAUCUCUACACACCAAGUGGGCAUGUGGAACGUAAUGAGGUAAAUAACUUUAAACAAGUUUUGCACUUCAACCUGUAGUAAAAUAACUUGAUGAGCACGAAGUAGCAGAAACGUUUACAUUAAUUUUCUUAACCAGCGCUGCACCGGAAUUGCAGGGCCGCAGGGCCGCAGGGCCGAUUCCUGCCAGGAACUUACAGUAUAGUUGCAUUUUUCGCAGCUGUUCUUGAUUAGAUCCAAUAAAUGUAAUAUACUGUGAAAUAAAAAUCUUGAUAUAGUUUUCUUUCCAUUUUUAAUCUCCUCCCUCUUCUCAGUUCUUGCUAUCCUGCCUAUAUUAAAAACUAUAGUUGCCUUUUCUAUAUAAUCUCCACUGUUGGAAUCCAAAUAUAAUUGAUGUAUGUAUGCAUGGAGCAACCAAACAUGCAGCAAGCAAGUACGAGGGUUGGACAAAAGCGGAACAGCCCCCUCCCCUAUAGAAUGGUAAACCUGGUUCUGUGCCACCAUGUAUGAUGAAAGUGUUAACGAUAGCUAUGUUUUUGCAUGUGGUUGGAAAUAACAAACCAUAUCGAAAUGCACUGUUGGUGACGUUCUCCUUUAUGUACAUAUAUCGCUAGGCAUUCCCUAUAGGGCUCCCCAAAACAAGAAAUAUAUGCCCCCGUUUCGUUGCGUUUGGGAUGAAACACACUCAGGCAUUAAUGAGGAGUUGCAUUCUUGUUAUAGAAGGCUAAAGAGUACGCAUAUCAAGGUGAAAAAACAGGACGCGAUUUAAUGUUUCGUGCUGAGUACCAAACUUUACGUAAGCUGGCAAAAAGUGGUGCUAUCGUGUUUUCCAUCCGUACUUACCAAUUCUACUUGGAGGACUUCAAAACGUACCCUCGUAAUGAAGCAGAAUGCUUGAUUAAAGCAAUUGAAACCGUUCACCCUGAUUUCAUCCCAUACAAAGCCAUGCCAUGUUGGAAAGACGCCUCUCUCAAAUAUCUUAGAGAAAACGUACUUGGCCUGGGAAGGUCUGGUACAAAAUGGAAGGACAUCGCCCUGUUUUUUGGCGGCAGUAUUGCCGUACUAGGCGUGGCACUGCUUGUCGGCUAGAAGUAUAGACAGUUGGUAAAAGUAUAAUCUUGAAUAUAAAUGAAUAUAUAUGGUAAGGCGAGCCGGUGACUAGAAGCCUGCAUUUAUGUGUUCAAUUAUCGUUCAUUAUGUAGGAAAGCAACCCGGUCACUCGCUAUGAAAGUUCGCCAUAAAACUGGACAGGACCAUGAUUACAAUGAAUAAUAUUAUCGACCUGAGUUCCAAACGAUGACUAGAGCACUGAGCAGAACUGCAGAAGGCAACAGUAACAGUCUGAAUAGGAAUUAUAGAACUGCUAUUAUAAUUAUAGGUCAGUUAAACUAUAUAAAUUAAAUUUAGUGUUUAUUCCCAUACUACAAUCAGUGACAAAACACUUUGGACAAAAUAGC
Paramuricea clavata is the source of this 2094-nucleotide messenger RNA. NCBI's taxonomy places the organism in Eukaryota, Metazoa, Cnidaria, Anthozoa, Malacalcyonacea, Plexauridae. The record is from the annotation of a GenBank genome assembly.